CUCCACGUCCUGGUUACACUUCUGGUAUGCUUUAUGGUCGAGCAGUUAGUUUACCACGACCAUUUAUCGGUAUAGAAAAUGGUGAUACUACACUGUUAGAUCAAAGUACAUUAUCUGGACAUAUUCCAGUUGCAAGUCCAAGUAUACGUGGAUCUUUAUCAACAACUCUACGAACAUAUCCAUCACGACAUAGUUAUCAUCCAGGUGGACAUUCAGAACAUUCAGGUGAAGCUAUCGAUGGACCAGAUCGUACAGUCACUAUAUCUGAAUCAUUGAAUACAAAUUUUGUUGAGAAUGGAUCACGUCCAAUUGGAUUUCAUGAUGGAUUAGGUUCUUUGACAACAUCAGGCUUGUCAAUGGAUCGUCUUAUCGGUGGUGAAUCCGGUGAUGAUGAUAUCACAAUUACUAGUCCUAAUAAUAUUGGGUAUUUUUUAAAAUCUAGAACAAUCACUGGUUUACCGAAUUCCGUGACAGGACUUCGACCAGUUGGUGGUGUUGGUGGUGGUGGCGGGGGGCUACCACCACACUAUCCUUAUCAUCAUCAACAUCAUCAAUAUAAAAGUAACACUGGUUCAGCGGUAGCAGCGAUAAGACGUGGACGUACUAGUACUCCUGCACCAGCUACUACUCAUACUGGUAGUACUAGUAAUAAUCAUGCAAUGGGUUAUUUAACUGAUUCCGACUUACUCGACAUAGAUGCUUAUCCAUCUGUACAAAGUUGGUUAAAACCUGUCGGUGCAUCAUUCUCUUCUUCAUCAUCAUCAAAAUAUGAAAAGUCUUUCAAAAUUUAUCCUUAUGAAAAAUUAAAGCUAUCAUCCAAUGAAUUAAUCAAAGGAGUGGAUCGAACAAAAUUAGAGUGUUAUUUAUCAACUGAUGAAUUCCAACGUAUCUUUCACAUGUGCCCUGAAGCUUUUCAACGUUUACCUGAAUGGAAACGUAAUGAUUUAAAAAAGAAAGUUGAUUUAUUAUGAAGCAGACUCGUCGUCGUUGUUGUUGGCUUUUUUCUUUGUGUGUGUUUCAACUUCCCUCUUCACACUGCCGCCACCACCUCCGCUCCUUUACACAGUGUAAAAUCACGAUGAUUAAGUUGUGUUUCGAGAAAAACUAAAUAAACAUUUUUUUAAUAAAAAAAUUUGGUUCACAAAAAAUCAUAAAUUUUUAUUAUUACUGUUUCAACUGACAAUAAUGAAAAAGAGUGAAUAUUCCUUGUUGUUGUAAUAUUGUAAUCAUGAGUGUAACAAUUUAUUUUUUCUGAUUUUGACCGUUUUGCACUUGAUUUUUUUCUUCACAUUUCUGAGUUCGAGUCCGUCAUCGUCAUCACAGGUGUUUUUUUUUUGAAAGUACCGAACUGGAUCACUCGCUGCCUGACAGACAGCGGGAUUGAGCGAGAAAAACUACAAUACAAUCAUAUAUAAAAUACUUUCAUUUCAAUUCGACUUUUAUUUCGUUAUUAUUAUUAUGAUGAUGAUUUUUGUGUUUUUUUGCCUAAAAAAAAAUAAGAUUAACCAAAAUUGUAUUGUUCGCUUUAUUUUUUCUGAAAAAAUAAUUUAACACAUCAAUCUUUUUUCUCUAUGAUGGUUAAUUUUGUUUUUCGCUUUUCAACCAACUAGUCUCAGCCAACAAGUUUUUUUCGCAUGUUUCAACAUUUCUCUUUUUUUUUCAUAUUUUUUACAAUUUUACUUCGAAUUAUUUUAGAUAAGGAUUAAAAUAAUCAGUUGUAAAUGUCCGUCAGCAUUACAUCUCGAUUGUGUCAAGAUAUAUAUGUGUGUGUGUGUUGAUUUACGAUUAAGUGAAUUAGAAUGUUGAGCAUUGAACAGUAGUAGCAGUGAUCACCUUCCUUAUGUGUUUAUAUAUAUCCAAGUGUGUGUGUGUGUGAGUGUGUGUACAGUUCAUAUCAUCGUUAAUAAACAUGUAUCUUUCAUCUUCUCUCUUGGUGCAUUAAAAAUAGGUUUUUAUUCAAUUGCUUGAUGUGCCUCUCUAUCUCUGUGUGUGUGUGCGUGUGUCGAACCAUGUUUGUUUUGUACUGACAAAAAUGGCAUCCAUGUUAGUUAGUUAUUGUUUGUUCUCAAUUAAUCUUUCUUCAAUUGACAUGUUUUUGUUUUCCUGAAAAUUUUGCGGGAAUAACCGACUUAUUGUUUAUUUGUUUACCAAAGAUAAAAAUCGCCAUUUUUUUUGGUUUGUUUAUUCUGUACAGACAGUAUUGAUCAUUGAAUAUGUUCAAUUAAAACAACACAUUUUACUGCAUAGGUGUGUGUGUGUACAUUCAAAUGGAAUUUGAUCACUGUUUUUUUUUGCCCCCUUAGAGAUUUUUGUCUGUGUUCUCAUUCGAUACUUUCUCUGUCAAAAUCACGAUGAUGAUGAAAUAUUAUUUUAUUGCUCAAAAUGUUUAUUUCAAUAUUCAAAGAGAUUGUGUGUACUGACUGCUGCUGUGGUUGUUGUGGUUGUUCUGGUUGUACAUUCAAAAGUGUACUCAUCAUGUCCCCACCAUUUUCGUAUGUUUGUUUAUAUAAUUGUCAUCAUAUCAUGUUCACACAAAAAUAUGGUCUAUUAUAGUAUUCAUUAUUCAUACAGUCUUUCUCUAAUAAAUAUCAUGUUUAUAUAAUUCUUUUUAUCUAUAACUUAACAGUUUAAAAAGAUGUAUCGUAUAGAAAAGAUUCAAAAAAUCUUAACUAAUUAAACGGAAAAGAACAUGUUUAAAAACGAAAGCGAAACUAAUUCUCAAUAGUUCUGUUUUAUAAUAUUUGAAUAGUUCAAUUUCAUCCAAUGUUGACAUUGUUUAAUUUUGUUGUUUUAUUUUUAAUUCUUCUGAUAUAUUUCGUUUGCUAUUUUCUUUUUGGCGCGCUUUUUCAUUUCAUUUUCAAUGUUUCAAUGCUCUAGCCUACUUAAUAAAUUAUUGAUAUUAUUUUUUUGGUUUGUUUAAAGCUAUUUUCAAUUAACCUGUACACACACACACACACAUGUAUCACAACCAGUCAUACACGUACACAGAAAUGCGCUUCCUUCGUACAAACUAUUCUUGAUCAAUUAUGUUACAUUGAUUGGAUGUUGUAUCUCUUUCUUUCUUUCUUUCUAGUCUAUUGACAGCAAAAAUCAUUUUGGCUAAUAAUAAUAAUAAUAAUAUAAACUCUACUUGCUGUGUAAUGAUGAAUGCUACAGAUGCAUUUUCUUUUAAUUGGCUCUUCUCUUGUAUUAAUAAUCUCUCUUUACUCUUUUCUUGAAAAUUAAAAAUAAGAAGAGACGCUUUGUCUUUUUUUAUUCUUUCCGCUUAAUUUGCGCGCUAAAACUCACUUUUUAUUUGUUUGUUUGUAAUGCUUAUUAUGAUUAUUAUUACUGUUGAUUUCAAUUGUCAAUAUAUAUAUACACACAUUAUUACUGAUAAUUCAUUGAAAUAGAGAGAAAUAUAAUUAUCACAAAUUUUUAAAAUAAAAUAAAAUAAAAAGACAUAAACGCAACCAAAGAAUAAUGAGAAAAGUGUUUUUCAUUUUUACCC
Molecule: messenger RNA, 3490 nt
Organism: Schistosoma turkestanicum
Lineage: Eukaryota; Metazoa; Platyhelminthes; Trematoda; Strigeidida; Schistosomatidae
Source: the annotation of a GenBank genome assembly